Molecule: messenger RNA, 2011 nt
Organism: Aedes albopictus (Asian tiger mosquito)
Lineage: Eukaryota; Metazoa; Arthropoda; Insecta; Diptera; Culicidae
Gene: Phax
Product: phosphorylated adapter RNA export protein
Exons: 7
Coding region: 283-1701 (472 amino acids)
Biological process (GO): snRNA export from nucleus
Cellular component (GO): nucleus
Source: RefSeq, a predicted model, not a curated record
CUGCACUGCAUCGCGCAGUCAAAAACUGAAAAGUGCAGCCAGGAGCAGUCCAGCGCAGCGCAAGAGAAAGAAAGUGGCUUUUAAAAGUGAUUUUUGAACCGUUUUUGCUUGAUUUAAAGUCCAUUUUUGUUAAAGUGACAAUGUACGCUGCCGCCUAGUGGUUGGCGUGGUGUAUAUAAGCUCGGAAUCCAUCCGAAAAAGUGCUCUUUUUGUGUUCGUUGCAAACUGUGCAUCGCUGAUUGAUUGCGGGAGGAGACGUCGCCAGUCGUCGAUUGUCACAAAAUGACGAGCAUGGAGCACGAAGCGAUUAAAUUCGCUGCCCCGACGACCUCGCAGGAUCUGGACCUGGAGGAGGGUGAGGUGACGGACGACAGUGAGGAUGGUGGGUAUAUUCCAUUGCAACGUCCGGAAGUGGCCAAGACGGAGUUCGCCGGUGGUGCCAGUGUCAGCCAGCCGCGGACAGUUCCACUGGACAACCUGUCGGAUCAGGACCUUAACGAUGAGUCGGAAGCCAGUUCGGAUGAUGACAGUGAUGAGGACGGGGCCAGCUUCGGGAAACGGAUGAGGGGAAACAACGACAAGAAGCUGCGGAUAAAGCCUCCGCUGGAGAAAAUUCCCCAGCCGCAGACGAGCCACUCGGCUCUUCCCAAUAAGUAUAACAUCUGGACGGAAAGUCUCCAGGAGGACACCCUGAUGGAAACGAUGCGAGGAUGUGAUGUGACCCUGAACGGGAUGAGGAACCGGGAUGUCGAAUCGUAUGAUUACAAUUUGAAAUACAGGCUCAACGGUGGGAAUGCUUUUCAGCGGGUUUUGAAACGAAGACAGUCCAACUCGGAUGAUUCCGAUGGCUACGGAGGUGGAAAGCGGUUCCGAUCGAUGUCCUUCGGGGGCAGCGGGACAAGGGGAGAGCGGAAGAACGUAAAGCUGAGGCUCGGCAAACGGAACAGUAGCGAUAGCAACAGCAACGAUAGCUUCCAGAAUCCGCCAAGAUUUGCUUCCAGGCACAUCCUAGAUCUGAACGUGUCGGCCGAUUGCCCAAACGAAACGUUCGCAGCCGAACUGGCCAACAAACUGUGCGAGGAAAAGGACGAACUGAUGUUACGUGUAGUAAAUGUUCUAGGAAAGGAGAUCCCCACAAAGCUUUUUAAAGAAACGCAAAAAAUCGAAGCCGAUGGUGGAAUGUUAAUCAUGAACGGAGCCCGCCGCCGGACGCCGGGUGGCGUUUUCCUGUUCCUGCUCAAGCACAACGAAGAAAUCGACAAGGACGACAAGAAGGCCAUCUUCCUCGAGGAGCGGAAGACCGCAGUCAAGGAGCGCAAAAACUCCCAAGCCGUCAACCGCGAGAAGAAGGUCGAAGAACUGAAGAAGACCCUCAACCGGCAGGUGGCGGAGAACGAACUGCCAACCCGGAGCGAUUUGCUGCUCUCACAUCUCAAGCCCGAAACUCACAGCACACUGUCAAAUCCACCGCCAUCUCCUGUGGGAGAUGACCAUCGCGAAGGAAGUCCCGAUUUUGAACCACAAAAUGUUCACGUCAAUGUCACCAGUCCAGAGAAAGCUCUCGUGGACCCGAAAGACCUCAUCGAAGUGGAACCGGAAAGUUCGGCCCCACGACCACUGCAGCCUCCGGGGCCCCCGCAGCUGCAGAGCUACGACGACGACUAUCUGGAAAUGACGUGCGACGAUAUGGAUUUGUUCUAGCGCCCCACCACACCCGGAUGGACGAAGUUUACCGAUGCUGGAACGUUGCAACUUUAGGAACUGGGAUGUGUCACUGGUAGCGAUGUAGCGAAUUACAUUGGCGUUGGCGCAAAACGACCGUGUGAGUGGAUUAUUUUGCGGGGAUGAGUGUUUGAAUAGCGAGAAACUGCGAGAGUCAGCAGCGAGUGUGCGUGGUUUGGGCAUUUUGAAGAAAGCCCUCACAUUACCUAACAUAAGAAUUACUACAAUGUUUAAUACAGUGGACACAAUGUGUAGCUUGCAGGAAAUAUAUUUAAUUUUCUAAAACUUA